Molecule: messenger RNA, 1418 nt
Organism: Thecamonas trahens ATCC 50062
Lineage: Eukaryota; Apusomonadida; Apusomonadidae
Exons: 1
Coding region: 1-1353 (450 amino acids)
Biological process (GO): protein dephosphorylation
Molecular function (GO): protein serine/threonine phosphatase activity
Source: RefSeq, a predicted model, not a curated record
AUGGCUGAGGUCCACCAGGGUGUGCGGACGGGAGUGGCCGUGUACGCGGCAAAUAGUCCGUGCGAGGACAUGCACCUGCAGACCGCGGUGGGAGGCGGAAGCGUGGUGGCGGUGUUGGACGGACACGGUGGGGCGCGGGCGGUCGCCUUUGCCCGCAACAAGCUUGUGGCUGCGCUCGGCGAGGCGUUGGAUGGCGUACCUCCCACUGGAGUAGGUGCGGCCAUGCAAGGAGCUCUGCUGGCAGUUGAUGAUGCGCUGCUGGCCGAGAUCAAGGCCAAGCCGUAUCCGACCACCGAGGCCGAGUUUGACGACAAGAUCGGCCUGAUGGAGCAAGGCGCGUGCGCGUCGCUGGUGUGGAUCCCGACGCACGGGCGCGGCGAGAUGGCGGUGGCACAUCUGGGUGAUACGCGAGUUGUGGCCGGCUCGCCAUUGGGCGUUGCCCACGCUCUCUGCGAGGUGCACAACGCCGCAGAGCCUGCCGAGCGAGCCCGGCUCCAGGCUGCGCUGCCAAAGGACAAGCGCCUGUUUAAGACAUAUCCGGGGGCAGAGCCGGGCUCACUCAAGUACUAUGUCAAGGGCAUUGUGCAGGUGACCCGAGCGCUCGGCGACGGAUAUCUCAAGGACCGCGAGCUAGCUCGACUGCACAACAAAGCCGCGCCACAGUUCAAGGUCUCGCCGCUGCCCAAAGAGGCUGCGCCGUACGUCUCGCCGCACGCACAAGUCGCGUCGCUCGUCAUCGGGCGCGGAAGCAAGGACGAGCCCGCCUUUGUCGUUGUUGCCUCCGAUGGGCUCUGGGACCACAUGACCGACGGUGAGGUGACUCGCUUUGUGGCGAGCCGGCUGACCGCUGCCGCCCUGGCCGGCCCGGCCCGCUCCCAGAUCUCUGACGCCGCCCUCAACGCCACAGCACAGGCUCUCAUUGAUGCUGUCCUUGACAAAGUUGCCGCCGGCUUUGAGCUCACCCGUGCCGAGCUCGAAGCCAAAGUCGCCGGCGCUCGCGGCGACUCGGGUCGGCGAUCCUACCACGACGACAUCACCGUCAUUGUGGCGCUCCUCCCGGUCCCGCCUCCUGCAGCUGUGCCAGCUGAAGCAAGCUCGCCCAUGGUGCGCCAGCCAUCGCGUCCGCUCAUGCCCAUCGCCGAGGUCGGCCGUGACUUUUCGGUCGUCAACACCACAGCCAAGAUGCAGGCGCUCUCGUCGCCGCCUGUCGCGCCGGUUCGGUCCCGCCGCAAGCGGGCUCCGCCGACGUCGACUGCGCCCUGCUCAGUCGAGCAGAGCCAAGCCGCUGAGAGCUCGCCACUACAAACCCGGGCCCAGCGCAGGCUGAAGCGGCAAAAGCGGUUGGGCCGGUGAGUGUGCCUCCGUCUAGCACGUUUGCGCCAUGCACGUGCAGCCCAAAGUGAAAGACUGGAAUAGAA